Messenger RNA from Striga hermonthica, 1932 nucleotides. The record is from the annotation of a GenBank genome assembly. NCBI's taxonomy places the organism in Eukaryota, Viridiplantae, Streptophyta, Magnoliopsida, Lamiales, Orobanchaceae.
AUGGUGGCCGAGACUUGGAUUCUUCGGAUGGGUAGUCAGGUGAGCACCAACUUAAAGCACGCUCUCAAUCUCGAUAGCUCGACGAAAUUGAUGAAGAAACAGGGCCCUCACGAGAAGCAAACCCUCGGGAUACUCUGCUUCGAGGUCGCCAAGGUCAUGUCCAAAAUUAUGAACCUGCACAAGUCCCUCUCCGACGUUGAGAUUUUCAAGCUCAAAAACGACAUAUUGAAGUCCGAUGGCGUGAAAGCCCUUGUGUCCGGUGACGAGAAGCAGCUUCUGGAGUUGGCCCUUUUCGAGAAGCUCGACGAUUUGAACCGAAUCGCGAGUGUCGUGUCGCGAUUGGGUAAGAAAUGCAGUAUUCCGGCUCUGCAAGGGUUCGAGCACGUUUACGGGGAUAUAAUUUCGGGUAACAUCGACGUUAAAGAACUAGGCUUUCUUGUGAAAGACAUGGAGGGGAUGGUCCGGAAAAUGGACAAGUACGUGACCCACACAGCGGGCCUUUACCGUGAAUUGGAGGUCUUGAACGAGCUCGAGCAAGCCGCCAAGAAGUUUGCACAGAACCAGCACGAGGAGACCCGGAAGGCUCUCCAACAGAAGUUGGUAUGGCAGAAAAAUGAUGUAAAUCAAUUGAAAGAUGUUUCAUUAUGGAACUUGACAUUUGAUAAGGUGGUCGGGCUUUUGGCCCGAACGGUUUGCACGGUGUAUGCCCGGAUACAUACCGUGUUUGGGGAUGGCAGCUCACUUGGUGUGUCGGGUUUGAGGUUGCAGGCCAGUUUUGGCAGGAGCUCGAGGCAGAAAUUGAGGCAGUUGGAUGUGGCUGGCAACAGCAGUAGCGGUUACUAUUAUUCGGGCUUGAUAGGGGACAAAGGGGGUGGGGGUGUUGAGAGGAAACCUGGUAGCUUUCGCCCCAAGUUUGGGCUGCAGAAGAGUGGAGGCGGCUUGUUUGGACCUGAAGACUUCAACUUUGCCUGCGGUCUCGGGCCGGGUCAUCUUUUUAUGGAAUGCUUGAGCCUAAGCAGUUCUGGUUCGAAAGUCAACUAUGAUGAUGAUGACGAUGACGGUGAAACUAGUGUUGCAUAUAGUCUCAAGAGUAACAGAGCAAGUUUAUUUGAUAGUUUUGUUACUAAUGUAGAAAAGCAUGGGCGUAAUAAUUUGCUGAAAACCGGGCUUCUCAUUUUCGCGCCUGCUCAUACAGUUGGGGGCUCCGCACUGGCCUUGCACUAUGCCAAUGUAAUAAUCAUCAUAGAGAAACUACUGCGGUACCCACACUUGGUGGGCGACGAGGCCCGAGACGACUUAUACCAAAUGCUCCCCACGAGCCUGAGAAAGACUCUGAAGGUCAAGUUAAAAUCAUACGUGAAAGAUUUGGCCAUUUUCGACGCGCACCUGGCCCACGACUGGAAGGAGAGGCUCGACGGGCUGCUCGGGUGGCUGGGCCCGCUGGCCCACAACAUGAUCAAGUGGCAGACGGAGCGGAAUUUCGAGCAGCAGCAGAUUGUGGCCCGGGCGAACGUGCUGUUGAUCCAGACAUUGUAUUUUGCCGAUCGGGAAAAGACGGAGGGCACCAUUUGUGAGAUUCUGGUGGCGGCCCACACCUACCUCCACCCCCAACCCAUCAGCCACCUCGGGCCCAGACCAAGACCAGAGCCACAACCCACACCAACCCACACCUGUCGACGCAAUCUGUCUACCCAGCACCAGAUAAGAUUAGAAAACAUGGAAGAGGAGGACCCCGACCUCAACCUCGACCACCGCACAGAGGCAAUCGGAGCUACGACUCGAUCUCGCCGCAGAAGCGCCGAGACCCCGCACCAAGACCUCUGCUAUAGCCAACCGCAACAAACGACGAAACACUACUUCGAGGAGGGGUGCGACGAAAUUCCGAGAGUCACGCUGCACUACCCGGUGAUGGACGACGCCGUGACGGCAUAG